Molecule: messenger RNA, 1152 nt
Organism: Lotus japonicus
Lineage: Eukaryota; Viridiplantae; Streptophyta; Magnoliopsida; Fabales; Fabaceae
Exons: 1
Coding region: 1-1152 (383 amino acids)
Molecular function (GO): RNA binding
Source: RefSeq, a predicted model, not a curated record
AUGUGUAGGAGGGAGGAUCAGAGUAGAGUGCAACAUGGUGUAGGCAGAUCUGGAGGUUCCUUUUCAGUUUUUAUUGAUGGCUUAAGUGAUGGGGUCACGAAGGAUAUGGUGACAGCGAUUUUUGCUAAAGCUGGUGUGUUGACGGAUGUCUUCGUGCAGUUUAAACGCCGGGAAGGAAGGCAAUUCAGGUUUGGAUUUGUCCGGUUUCAGAAGGAUAUGGAUGCGAGGCGUGCUAUAAGGAUGUUCAACGGCAUGAAAUUCAGAGGAGCCUUUCUUACUGUUAAGAGGGCGCGGUAUCAAGUCAAUCGGGGCUUGGCGACGUCCCCUUUGCGCAAUGAUUCGCGUUUGAAGUUUGCUGUAAGAGGCAAGGUGUGGAAGCCGAAGGUGGUGGUGCAGGAGGACACGCAAAUGAGAAUGGAAGAUGAGUUAAAUUCAAAUGUAAGCUAUUCCUUGGAUGAGGAGGAUGUUGAGUGGGUGAAUAGGUGUGCUUGUGCCACUAUGCACGGGGUUCAGUCCAUGGAAGCGGUGUGGGAGAAGUUGAAGAUGUUCGGGUUAGUUAAUAUGAAGCUUAAAGUGAUGGGUGCGCGAGAUGUGCUUCUAGAAUUUGAGUCGAAUACAGAAAUGCAGGCAACGCUCUCUGAAGCAAAGGCGGUUCUGGAUGAGAUUUUUGAGUGGUUUGGCCCUUGUUCGAAACUAUUGGUGGGAAAAUCUCAAUUGGUGUGGGUGAGAGUUUGGAGAGUACCGGUCGGAGCAUGGAAUCAUUCUUUCUUUGUGGCAAUUGGAAAUACGCUUGGCCAUUUUGUAUGCGUCGAUGGCAUCACUGCUAGAAAGGAGAGGCUCGACUUUGGGAGGCUCUUGGUAAUCACGGCGAACCCGCUCAUUGAACAGCAUAUUGUAGUGGCAAAGAUUGAUGGAGAAUGUUGUGAAGUGAUGGUAGAGAAAGAGAUGUCAAAAUACCAAGAUUGGUCGGGCUUGAGACAGGAAGUAAAGAACCUCAAGAAGGCAGAUUCAUCAAAUUCUGAGGAUCAGAUAUCAGAGAUGGGGAUGGAAGAUCAGGGCCUGAUAAAGAUGGUUGAGGAAGUUCCAGCGGGCAAACAUGCGGUGGUGGAAGUGUUACAACACUUGAAAGAUGCUGGUUACGGGGUGCAGUAG